AUGCGGUUCAGGCGCCGGCAGCGCCAGACCAUCCAACAGCCGGCGCGGGACGCCAAAGUCCCAGUCGGCGAGGAGACUAGCGUCGUUCGUCCCAACCUCGCCGGCAGUCACGCAGCGAGCGACGCAAGCGAUAAGCACGCAGACGUGAAGAUCACGAUUACCCCUCCCACUGUGUCCACUCUCUCCCUCGACAGCGCAGUCGACAGCAGGUAUCUCCGCCCUCCUCCGACACGGCCAACGUUGCAGCGCAUGCCCCGAUAUCACCACCGUGCACCUUCGCCAACACUGUCGCAUUCCGUUGGAACUAUCAACGUCCCAAACAGGACCUCAAGCAUCAGCAGGCCCAGCAGGUCUGGCCCCACAGACCAAUCGAACCCAAAGUCUCGGACUGAGUCGUCUGACCCACUCACCUCGGCCUUGGCCAGCAGUGCGGCAGGUGGGACCGGCUCCGGGCCAACCUUAACUCACGAGCCCGAGACUGUCGGAAUGUCCAACUCUCCCCAGGCUCGCGAACCUUGUCCAAAGCCUGAAACGCGAGCACAAACAUCAGGCGAAUCAUGCACCUGCCCGGCAUGCACGACAGGGCGCCAGCGGGACCUUGCAGUGCAGCUGGGUGGCAUGGGCGGAGGCCGCCAAGCCCAUGCUCAGAACGGACGCAACGAACAGCCCAAAGGCCGUGGAGAACGCACACCUCAUGAACUGGAGCUUACAGGGCGCGGAGAGCGUCCAGAGCGUCCAGAGCGGUCGCGCUCCUCCCGACUCACAAGCUCGGCGCCCACGCCGUCAGCACCAGCAAAGCACAACCGCCGCGCCUCCUGGUCUCGCACCCUCAAGACCGCAGCCGAGUUGCACGCAGUGCGGAAGUGGGAGAAUCCAGAGCUCGGAAAGAGAUACCUCGCCAAGGCGUACUGCGCCGAUAUCCGCCAUCUGCAUGCUGAGGAGAAGGAGCGCCGCCGGUAUCAAAAGGAGGUUGAGAGGAAGAAGGUCGAUUGGGAGAAGGAGGAGGGCUGGCUCCCUCUGCAUGAUAGAGAGGAGUAG
This is a messenger RNA of Trichosporon asahii var. asahii CBS 2479, 1038 nucleotides long. RefSeq lists its product as uncharacterized. The record is from RefSeq and is a predicted model, not a curated record. The transcript has a single exon. NCBI's taxonomy places the organism in Eukaryota, Fungi, Basidiomycota, Tremellomycetes, Trichosporonales, Trichosporonaceae. The coding region runs from base 1 to 1038 and encodes 345 amino acids.